This is a messenger RNA of Ruditapes philippinarum (Manila clam), 3310 nucleotides long. Its product is annotated as akirin-2-like. Gene Ontology annotation, cellular component: nucleus; chromatin. Gene Ontology annotation, biological process: positive regulation of innate immune response; positive regulation of transcription by RNA polymerase II. The coding region runs from base 230 to 826 and encodes 198 amino acids. Gene Ontology annotation, molecular function: transcription coregulator activity. Lineage: Eukaryota; Metazoa; Mollusca; Bivalvia; Venerida; Veneridae. The record is from RefSeq and is a predicted model, not a curated record. The transcript has 4 exons.
GAAUGGCGGAAAUUGCCGACAGAUUGUUUUGAUUUGGUAGCCAUUUUGGUUGAACAGAAACGAAUCUCUAUAGAAAUCGUCCAUCAUCCUCCGCAUUCACGUUCAAGAUUACCUGUAAUUUGUGUUAAAGCAAGCGAAUAACUAUCAUUUAUACGCUGAAUUUAACAUUUUACUUCGUACUCAUUCCUGUAUUACAUAUUUCAUUCUUGAAGUUGCCUAAGGUUUAUAGAUGGCUUGCGGAGCGACGUUGAAAAGGAGUUUGGAUUUUGAUCCCCUCCAUAGCCCAGGUCAAACUACUCCAAAGAGAAGAAGAUGUGCACCAAUGAAUUUAUCUCCAUCAACACCUCCUAGACAUGCCCAGCCUUCCCCCUUUGGUGAUGUAAAUCCUAAACUAACUUCUGAGCAAAUAGCUGCAAAUUUAACGAUGGAGAUACGUCGUCUACAAAAGAGGAAGCAACUUCAUUUUCCACACUCUAGUUCAAAUCUAUCACCACCAAAUAGUCCUAGCCAGUCAACCUCAACAGAUAAUGUGGCAUCACCGUCUGCCAUGGAUAGUUCUAGUGUUCAAAGUCUAGUUCAGUGUAGCUCGAACAGUCUAUUUACUGCCCUAUCUCCAAACAAACGUGACAUUCCUUUGUUCACAUUUAAACAAGUGAGCAUGAUAUGUGAAAGAAUGCUGAAAGAAAGAGAAUCACAAAUCCGUGAACAGUAUAACAGUGUUCUAACAUGCAAAAUGGCAGAACAGUACGAGGCAUUUCUAAAGUUCAAUCAUGAUCAGAUUCAAAAAAGAUUCUCCUCGGAUACAGUAGCAAGUUAUGUGUCGUGAGAAUAUAAAGAUUGUAUGCAUGGACGUAUGGUCAGUGAGUGAUCCGUGGACAAAGCCUCGUAUACAAGCAUUUAUCAUCUGUUAUAAUUGUUCUUAAGCACAUGUUGUUACACAAUUUUACUUGUUUAUCAAGAGUUGGUUUUCAUGAUUGCGUUUGCAUGUUUUUACACCCAUGAUUAUCUGUUCUUAAAAGCAUUGUUUUUAAAUCAUAUUAUAGCGAAGUGUGCACUUGAGGGAUUGUACUUGAAUUUUGAUGUUACUAAGAUUUUAUUUGCAUUUUUUUUCAAGGGUAUUAAUUCAUGUAACUUUAAACAUUAUUGAUACACAAAGCACCUUGACAUAGAGGGUAAUUUAGUGUUUUAUUUAGCAUACAUUGUAUGUAUAACACAGUAUUCAACAGCGAUUACUUACUGAUACAUGCCAAAAUAUUAUUUAUUUCAUUUCAAAGUUACAUGCAGGUAAAUUGUCUGUUGUAUAAAAUCACAAUCUUGCAGCAGUUUCCUGUUAGACUAAAGAAUUGAAAUUUUUUGUUCUUUCAUGUUUCUAUUUAUCAUCUUUUUUAUUUAAGAAUAAAAGUUUACAAUUUAUACAAAUAUCUGUACAUAUAUUAAUUCAUGUGUUUGUUUUAUUUUAUUUUUCACCUUGUAUCAUAAUACUGGUAGUAGAAUUACAAGUUUUAGUUAAUGGGACAUACCAUUAAUGUACAAAAUUUAAUAUUUGUGUAUUUUAGUUGUAUGUAGAUAAACGGCGGAUAGCGUUUCAGUAUUUCACUAUUUGUCAUUGACUGAGUUUUUCCUUCUUCCUUUUUAUCAUUUGUUAAAUCCAGCAAAGUAGCUGUAGAAAUGUAUUAUUUUCUAGAUGUAUUAUUAUUUUUAUGUAGAGAAAAGUAAUUGGUUUUAGAUUUAACAUAUAUAGAUAGGAAUUUGUGCUAUGAAAAAAAACUAUAUGAUUAUGUAUAAUGUAAGAUCUAUAUGAAAUAAGAGUUUUAAUUUAUCAUUAACUUUUAUUAGUAGAACUUAAUUAAAACACAUACUUUCUUAACCUUUGUUUUAAAAUAUUUCAUUGGGUGAUUUUAUCUGGACAAAUUUUGAUGACAGAAUUUUGCAUUGAAUAUUGUGUUAUAAAGAUAGCAUUUUUGGAAAGGAGUCUAGAGUAUAAUUCAUUGACUGAGGUGAACCAUUUGCUUUUUCAUUUUUAAUUUCUGAGGUGUUGUGUACUUGUAAUGUAUAUAUUCAUUUUUGUGACUUUUCUAGGUUCUAAGAGUUUUGUACAUAAUGAAUAGCGUUCAAAAUGCAAAUGAUAUUUUAUUUUUGCUCUAGAUGUGUUGGUGUGAUUUGAAGCUUUGUACUUGUAUUAUUACCUAUUUUUAAUAUGGCUUGAAAUUAUUUUUUUUGUUAAUAGAAAAAAAGAAAACUAAAUUUUACAAAAAUAGAAUAAGGCCGUUAUUUUAUUACAUUGUUUUUGUAAAUGAUGGAAGCGUCAUUUAUAUUUAAUGAUAGUAUCAAAAAUGCCAUUUUUCUCAAAUAUUUGCUUCAAAUGUCAUCAUGCAAAAAAAGAUAUUUAAAGCCAAUAGUAGAAUAAAAAUUAGGGUUUUACAGUGUAAAUGGGGGCUGCAUGACUUGAAGACUUGUUGCAUGUUUUCAUCAUUGUAUAUAAUCAUAGUGGCAUCAUAUAUUCUGCUCAUUUCUUUGUAUAUUACAAAGAUUAAAGUUAAUAAAGUCUUUCAUAAUCAUUUAAUAUAUGUAUCAGUCCAGUGAAAAGCCUCAUUAUUUUAUUUGUAGAAGAUUUCAUUAAUAGUAAUAUAGAAUUAUUUUCCCAUGUUUUUCAUUCACUUUAAAUAGACUGGACAUGUACUUGGUGUGAUUCUUCACAAGAAUGGAGGGGAAAUUGUAAAUUCUACCUGAUUUUUUUACUGUGUAAUUUGGUGCUAAAACUUUUUUUUUCUAAAAAACCUAAAUAGACCGAAUAACCAAGGACAUAAUAUUUAUGUCCUAAUCAAGUUUUCAUGACUUUUAUAGAAUGUCAGUUACUUAUAACACAGUUGCCUCCCUUCGCAUUCAAUGUUAUAUAUUGAAUUGAUUUUUUUCUCCUCAAAAUUUUGUCUUCAGCAAAGUUUGUUAUUGUCUGUACUUGUUUAAUUUUCAAAGUGUUGUGGGAAGCUUAAAUUGCUGGGAAAUAGAAUUUGUCAAAAUAAAGUUUAAGUUAUUCAAAUAAGAUUAAGUAAGAAUAAGUAUAAUCUUUAAACCUUCAGAUGUAUUGUUUCUUAUGUUUUACGAUAGUUAACAUAAACAAGAAUUUUAAUGUCGGAUGAAUUAAAUGUUUAACCAAUUAAAAGUUGAAGGUAAUUUAAAUUUCUUACAGAAAGUGAGUUCCAUAUUAUUUAAGUAAAUAUUUUAGUACAUGUAUUUUUUAUCAAGAUGCCUAUUUAAUCUGCAUGUACUGAUUUGGUAUUUUUAUGUUUCAAGAAUAAAUUUAAUAAAUUCA